AAGAGAUAAAAUUUUUCUUUGUACACUUCGUCUUUGAUCGUAUGUAGCUGUUUCCAUGACUGAUAUUUGAUGAAAGUUUUGAUGAAUGCAAACAAUGAAUCAUGUGAAGAAUAGCAUCGUGCUUACUACAAGAAGGCAAAAAUGGUCGUGCUGGCAUUUGCGCAAAAUCGAGCACUCUCGCGCAUUCAGGGCAGGAGGUGUAACGCUCCUGCUCUCUCGCCCAGUGUCGACAGCCGCCCCGUCGUCGACUGUCGCGAAGAAGUAUGGGGCGUCUUUGGGAGAUAAAAGCUUUUCGAUCCAGGCCGCGUCGCCAAUUGCUAGCGCAUCGUCGACACCUACUAGCGAGUCGUCGGCAACUACAAAUAGCGGAUCGUCGUCGUCAACUACAGCUAGUGCAUCGUCGUCGUCAACCGGCCAGAAUGUGUCCAAGAAGAUUCGCAUGGACUACCGACACGGCGAUGCAGCGGUGCAACGUAUGGAUGAUGUUUUUUUCCAUCUUUCAGACCACGCAGGCUGCGCUUUUCCCCUUAAAACUGUAUAUCUGCGGGGGGGCCCCGAUGGUCUGCCUAGAUGGAAAACACUACCUCCACGCAACGUGCCUACGACAUGUGGUUAGCUGAUCGGCGACGAGCACGCGCAAAUGGAGCGAUCGGCAUGCUCACUUGCGCUUUGUCGCUUGCGCCAGCGCUUCCGCCUCCUCUGUUCAUCACGUCUGCUGCGCUGAUGCUAGCGAACUUCUCGGUGCUGGACCAUGCGUCGCAAAUUUUUGUCAGGUAGUGAGUUCUUUAAUAGGCUGAGAUGAUGAGAUGAUACUUCUACGUACAAGUGCUGUCUUUCUGGAGGUAGUGCAUACAACGCAAUAUCCAUCUUGUUAGAGCAGGAACUUAAUUGUACCCCUUGUGCAUUGCCGGGAGUAGAUACGUAGGCCCAACCUUAGUCUUCUGGACUGUAUUAUUUCGAACGUGAUAAGAUAGAUCUUUACACCCAGUAUGCACAUGCGCGCGCACGUGACACGGGGAAGCUUCGAAGCAAUUGAGACUGACAGCGGGUUAAGGCUCUGAAUAGUUUACUUUCACAUCGGCAGCCAUCUAAAGUCCAACUUCUCACAUCGAAUGAUCGUUAGAGUGAACUUGAGUAGGGCUAUGCUGUAGGCCUGAAAUUUUCUGAUCCGACAUAGAUGAGUGUCCGCCGGGAACCUAAAAAGUGGGUCGUAGCAUUGGGAAGCUCUUCUUCCUGGCAGGCGAGCUUCUGCGCUCCCUCGUUUUGUCGCGAAGCAAGCAGAUCCAACUUUUCUCAACUACAUACUGACAUACCCCAAAACCCGUCGUUUUUCACUGCCCCACUUAACUUAGCAAAGCGCCACCCAGUUAUCUAAAAUCCAACUUCUCUAACUCUAACUGAUGGGGGUGUCACACGUUGGAAGGUGCAGGUGGCUUCCUGCGCUGCAGAGCGAGAGUUCGAGACCGCAAGAUCGCAAGAGAGGACUUUAGCCACCAACUGUGUGAGUCUGGGAGAAAUAAUCGACCAGACACAGUGGCUUUAUUUACCAAGAGAGCUUUCAGAAGAAGAAGCGAAGGCGGCAAAAGAGGUUACGAAGAUUGAGGAAUUUGAAUCUGUUUGUUAAAGAUUAUUUUCUGCACCUGUACUACUUGGUUGUUUGUUUUCUGUACUAAUCUUUUUAGAGAGAAAGAAACGUUGUGCAGUCGCAAACCGGGUCUUGGCCGAAAAAACCAUUUCCAACUCUAAAGAUACCAGCGCACCAAAUAGUGAGUCAAGUGCAGGUCACACGAUAUUUUCGGGUGGCAACAACCCCUCCGGAACCGAAGCUUCGACUAGCUUUUCGGGUGGCGCUGUGCAAGACGAACCACAAUGGACGACAACUUUGGACGAUGACGCUUCUCUUUCUCCAUUAGAAGCAAAGGUCCGGGAGCAACAGUUACUCGAUUGUCUUUUAGCUUCCUACGUGAUUCCGUCAACAGAAGAGCUUUCCGUAUUGCCGCUACGAGGCAAAGAAGCGCAUCCUCCGAUAGAGAGGAUAAAGUUAGGCUUUCUUCGUAGAGAACACAUCGACCGAUUGAAAGCGCUCCUCGAAAGACUCGACAAAACCAUCACAGAGCGGGGCGGAAAGCAUACUGGUACCUAUACUCACUCUUUUCAUCUCUUUGUCCAGAUUCUGUAUCUGUAGAUGAACCUGCAUUUAAACCUAGACUACAACUAUAACUGCCAGCUGUUUGUGGAUUCAUAGAGCUACUAUACCUGUAGACGGCACCAUGACGAUGAACAACUUAGAAGCAAAAUAUACAGUGAUACAUAGUAGCGAUAAAUAUUCCUCUUCUAAAAUAGCCUUAAGAAACUGCUCGCCUCGCAGAUCAUCCAUGGCCACGGUUUUUCAAGGCUUCCCCUCGAGGGGCGAUCAAGUUCAUCUCUGAUGGCUACUCGACGAUCGGCCGCAUGUAUCUCCUGUUUGGAUGCAUCGUGUUCAUCCUCUGCAACGUAUCUAUCGAGGAGGCAGAUCCUAAUUUACGACUUACCAGAAAAUCUAUAUUUGAAUAGAAGCGUCUUCUAACCGCGAUCGGGUACGCUACUAUUACCACUAAGCAGGUGUGCUUUCCAGCGGUGAACAUCUUCUACUUUCAUACUUGCCUACAUUUGAUGUAGUCGUUCUGCAUCUGCUUUUCACUAUAUUAAAUGGCUCUAAUUACUGUUCGGGAAAGCGGCGCCGUCAUCGUCAGGAGAGACCGGGAGCCCGACAGUUCCAAAGCUUGAUGUUUCCACAUUAUGGAGAUUUUCGGAAUAUCGAUGACUAGACAGUUAAGAUCACACUUAAAGAUGAGAGAUUUUCACUCUAUUUGCUCUUGAGUGAAGACAACGUAGAGGUCGUGGUAUAGUGCUUCUCUCUGUUGCACGUCUAACAUAAGUAAUUAAAAAGUAGGUAAAUUUAAUAUAUCCAUGUUUAUCAUUGACGAUGUUUGUCUGAGAAUAUAACUUUUUAGUUCACGAAUGAUGAUGUAGACGCAUUUUCACCAUGUCAUGAACGACAUCUGUCUCUGACUGUGUGAGAGAGAAAGAACAUCGGGAAAGCAUUCCGCAAGUAGAAGUGGUCUACUGAUUAGUUUUGUCACCAGUCACGCAAUGUCGGAUCCAGGGCGUCAAUAGUCUACAGGACACAAC
Molecule: messenger RNA, 3171 nt
Organism: Amoebophrya sp. A25
Lineage: Eukaryota; Dinophyceae; Syndiniales; Amoebophryaceae
Source: the annotation of a GenBank genome assembly